Molecule: messenger RNA, 2793 nt
Organism: Loa loa (African eye worm)
Lineage: Eukaryota; Metazoa; Nematoda; Chromadorea; Rhabditida; Onchocercidae
Exons: 7
Coding region: 33-1553 (506 amino acids)
Source: RefSeq, a predicted model, not a curated record
AGGCAACAUUUGUCUGAUGAAUUGCCAAUGAGAUGGAUGUUGGUGAAGCGAUGGGAAUACUUAGUGUUCGUGCUCGAACAACAUUUCUACACUGCAUGGAAGUUGCCUUACGAUUACCAGGCCUUUUACUAUUCGAACUUUGGUGGCGUAAUCGGGAGAUACACUUCAAUCCUGAUUUAUUCAAGCAAUCAUUUUCAUCAUAUCUGGAAGUGGAUCAAAUUAUUGAAUUUAUUCAAACGAGAAAUUUUGAUCAAACUGGGGCACAAAUACUGAGUUACACGGUCGUGCUUAUAUCACUUAUGUUUCUUCUUCUUCCUCUCUACAAGCUUGUGCAAGUUUAUUUUCACAUAUCUUCAUUAUUGCUGUUUUCUGUGGCGCAUUAUCUAUCAGCUCGAUAUGUUCAACUGGAACAGAAUGGUGAUCCUGAUUUAAAGUUGGAUGAUUUCGCAAAAUUAGAACGACACGGAUUUCAUAUUUUGGCCCAGUUGGUACUCUGUGUAGUGCAGAGUUGCCUCCUAAACUUGGAAAAUGAUAUUGCACGAGUUACGCUUGCAGUUUUUUUGAUACCAAUAAUUGCUCGAAUGUGUGCAGUACCUAUCGAUCGCUUAAUCAUUGCUCACAAUGUGGCUUGCUCUCUGGCAAUAUUGGUAAUUUGCAUAUAUGUUUUAAACAAAACCCCAGCUUUGUUACUGUCUAUACGUCAAUCUGUGCGCUAUCUUAAAGUUAUCAUAAUUCUUCGAGGUUUUGGAGGAGGUGCUGCCAUUUUGUGGUAUCGUUUACGGUUCGCAGAAAUAUUAAUCUUGGCUUGGUUAACAAUGUUUUUUGCCCGGGUUUAUGUACAUUUAGCUGGAAAAGGAAGAGAUUUUGAUGAAAUUGGUGCAAUAUUUCUAGCAUCGGUAGCAGAAAGCACGAACACGCCACUGUCACUGUUAGCCUUAGCACUAACUGUGAGCUGUUUUUGUAAACAAAUUUUGACUAUUGCGGAGUGUAUUGUUGGUGGACAGCGAGGUCAUAGGCAUGUUCUGGCCAACGGUGGUUACACUGGAGCACUAACACUUGCGCUGCUUUGUGCCCAAACAGGCGUUCUCGGAAUGCGGACUGAGCAGAAAGCUUUUCUACUUGGGUUGGUCCUUUUCAUUGUCUUAUCCGCCUUGCUGCAGUCGUUAUGCGAAAUUCUUGAACCGCAAUUACUGGCGUUAGCUGCAAAUAGAUUGACGAGUCGAGGUCAACAUACGCGAUCUGUUUUUCUGGCCAUUAUUGUAAUUGUGACAUCGCUUUGUACUUCUGCUGCUGUUAUCCAAUUCCUACCUGUUGACUUGUGGUGUCUAAUAAUAGUUUCAAAUUGUUUGCUGACGGCAGUCCACACGUUGUCAGCCCUCAUCAUAUAUGUCAUAUAUGUAUUAGAGACAGAUUCUAUGGAUGUAUGGGGACGAGCUGACUAUGUCGUGUUCAUGUGCAAAACGAUUACAUGUGGUGUCGAAGUAUUACUUGCACUGAAUGUUGUUUGCUACGGUAUUCUGACAUCCAUAAAAGAUGAGUUCACUACAAAGUAGAGUAAACUCAAUUCUUAGUAAAAUAGGAUGCAACUGUUUUUUCAACUUCUAUAUAUCCGGUUUCCUGUAAAUCUUAUUAAAGUAACAUAAAGUGUUCAAAAGAUUUCACAUUCAAAUUCUGUUGGAGAACUUUAGAAGAAUUUGAUGAGUGUCAAGAAAAACUGUUUUUCAGGCCAUUGGACAUUGACAAGUGUAGUGGUUCUGGUAUUCUACCUAUAUUUCAGUGUUUGGAGGCGGCUAAAGGCUGGAAUUGUUGGGGUACAAUCACGGCGUGCAGCAUAUUCGAGCUUGUCACAACUACCCCUUGUGUCCAAAGCAAUGUUACAACAACGACGUGAUGCAUGCGCUAUAUGUUUGUGUGAUAUGGUGGAAGAUGCACGCAUAACACCUUGCAAGCAUUUUUUCCACAGUUUCUGUUUAAGAAAAUGGCUCAGUAUCAAGCAGGUAUGCCCUUUGUGUUAUUCAGACCUUUGUAAGUGUAAGGUUCCUGGAGCACUUGAAGAACUAUUUUUGGAAGAGAGUGGCAGUGUAGAUACACCAGAAGAUAUCGGCAAUGGUAAUGCAGAGUCAUCUGAUGCUGAAAAUUCGUUUGAAGAUGAGUAUUUUCCUUGGGAUAUGUACAAUGGUUCAGAAAUAUACUAUUAGUUAGUGGUAGCUAAAAUAUGUUUUGCUGCAAUUACUGUAAUUGCAGCUGUAAUUGACGUCGUCUGAUUCGUUACGGAAAUUGCUGAUAAUCGAUGUUUUCUACUCUCGCAUUCUUUCAGAAUAUUGCAUUUACAUUACUUAUUUAUUUGUUUAAAUUUGCUUAACUGCGUGCUGUUUUCAUAUUCAAUCAGAUGCAAAGUGCAAUUACAAAGUUGGAAUUAGGAAUUACUUUUAUAUAGUGCUAUGAAACGUUUAUAUUCCGAUUUCCGUCUUUGAGAUACAGUUUAGAUUUAUUGUUAGAAUCCAUUACAUUUCUUUUCCUCUCCUUAUAAUAUUAAUUACAUCAUAGAUUUCAUUUUUGUGAUUUUUUAGCGCAGAAAUUGUAUAUCUUAAUAAUGUUGUGUUUAUUUGCAAACUGCAUUUUAAUUUAUGCUAUUUUCAACCAUUUUGUUUUUUUUAACAUUGAAAAUCAUAUGAAAUCACCGAUUCAUGAUGUCACUGCAUUGCUUCAAUUUUGCAUGAAGAUGGUGAUUUUUUUAAACAUUUUGAUGCAUGUUAUAUGAAUUGCAGAAUUUUCAUAAAAGUAACGAUUACC